Messenger RNA from Microthlaspi erraticum, 2040 nucleotides. Lineage: Eukaryota; Viridiplantae; Streptophyta; Magnoliopsida; Brassicales; Brassicaceae. The record is from the annotation of a GenBank genome assembly.
AUGAGCCCAUGCGCAGUGCCAGUCCUUCUUGUUCCUAAGAAAGGUAACCAAUGGCGAAUGUGUGUUGAUAGUAGAGCUAUUAACAAGAUAACCAUCAAGUAUCGAUUUCCUAUCCCUCGACUAGAAGAUAUGCUUGAUGAGUUGGCGGGUUCUAAGAUAUUUUCAAAGAUAGAUCUUCGUAGUGGAUAUCAUCAAAUUCGAAUCAGGCCUGGAGAUGAAUGGAAGACAGCUUUUAAGAGCAAAGAUGGAUUGUAUGAAUGGUUGGUGAUGCCUUUUGGGUUGUCAAAUGCUCCUAGUACUUUCAUGAGAUUGAUGAACCAGAUUCUUCGACCAUUCGCUGGUUCUUUUGUGGUUGUUUACUUUGAUGAUAUUUUAAUUUACAGCAAGACCAAAGAAGAGCACUUGGAUCAUUUGAAGCAGGUUUUGCAAGUCUUACAAGAAAACCAGUUGUACGUUAAUCUGAAGAAGUGUACAUUUUGUACCAACAAGCUGGUAUUUCUAGGAUUUGUUGUUGGUGAAGAAGGGAUUCAGGUUGAUGAGGAGAAAGUGAGAGCUAUUAGGGAUUGGCCUGCCCCUAAAUCAGUCACUGAGGUACGUAGCUUUCAUGGUCUAGCUACCUUCUAUAGGAGAUUUGUUAGAGAUUUUAGUACCAUUACUGCUCCUAUUACUGAGUGUUUGAAGAAAGGGAAAUUCUUUUGGGGGUCUGAACAAGACAAGAGUUUUGCUUUAAUUAAGGAGAAGCUAUGUACUGCACCAGUCUUAGCAUUGCCUGAUUUUGAUAAAGUGUUCCAAGUUGAAUGUGAUGCUAGUGGAGUUGGAAUAGGUGCUGUCUUAUCUCAAGAGAAAAGACCAGUAGCUUUCUUUAGUGAGAAGUUAAGUGAAGCUCGCCAAAGAUGGAGUACUUAUGAUCAAGAGUUUUAUGCAGUAUUUAGAGCUCUAAGGCAGUGGGAGCAUUACUUGAUUCAGAGAGAGUUUAUCUUGUUCACUGACCACCAAGCUCUGAAGUUCCUUCAUAGUCAGAAAGUGAUAAACAAGAUGCAUGCUCGAUGGGUAAGCUUUCUGCAAAAGUUUCCAUUCAUUAUUCAGCAUAAGUCUGGGACUCUCAAUAAGGUAGCAGAUGCUUUGAGUAGAAGAGCUUCCUUACUCAUUACCUUGGCACAUGAGAUUGUGGGUUUUGAGUUACUAAAGGAGUUGUAUGAAAGUGAUGCUGAAUUCAAAGAAUUGUGGGAUAAGUGCAAUGGUAAGCAUCCUUCUGCAGAUUUCCAUAUUCGAGAUGGCUUUCUUUUCAAAGGAGAUAGGUUGUGCAUCCCUUGCUCAUCGUUAAGAGAGAAGUUGAUUCGAGAUUUACAUGGUGGUGGUCUUAGUGGUCAUUUGGGGAGAGACAAGACUAUUGCUAGCUUGGAGGAAAGGUAUUAUUGGCCGCAUCUAAGGAGAGAUGCUGGUGCUAUUGUCAAAAGGUGUUAUAUCUGCCAGACUUCUAAGGGUCAAUCUCAAAAUACUGGUCUUUAUAUGCCUUUACCUGUUCCUGAUGAUAUUUGGCAAGAUUUGUCUAUGGACUUUGUGUUGGGAUUACCUCGUACACAACGAGGUGUAGACUCUGUAUUUGUGGUUGUAGACAGAUUCUCCAAAAUGACGCAUUUUAUCGCUUGCAAGAAGACUGCAGAUGCAUCCAACAUAGCCAAAUUGUUCUUCAGAGAGGUCGUCCGUCUCCAUGGAGUUCCCAAAACUAUAAUUUCAGAUAGAGAUACCAAGUUUCUCAGUCAUUUUUGGAUUACUCUUUGGCGAAUGUUUGGAACAACAUUGAAGAGGAGUUCCACAGCUCAUCCACAAACUGAUGGGCAAACUGAGGUAACUAACAGAACUUUGGGGAAUAUGAUUCGAAGUGUUUGUGGUGACAGGCCCAAACAAUGGGAUUUAGCUUUACCUCAGGUGGAAUUUGCUUACAACAGCGCAAUGCAUUCAGCUACAGGGAAAUCACCUUUCUCUUUGGUCUAUACUUCUGUUCCUAAGCAUGUGGUUGAUUUGGUUAAAGUUGCCUAA